CAAAGAAAAGGAGAGGAGUGCCCCCUAACCUUUCCCUGCUUUCCACUGAAAUCUCCUAUCUGCAACCAUACACACAUACAGUUGCUCUUCUUGCUCAAUUCUGCCCCCAGCAAUCAUUUCUCCAUAUAUAAGUCACUAUACCCUCUGCAUUUCCCACCCCUUCAGCCAUGGAUUCUUGAAGAAGCUCUGUGUUACCAGAGGAGGCAUCUGCUGUGCGCAAUUUCAGGCUGUGUAAGUUCCGCGAACCUGCCGGGUCUGCGAAUUUCAAGCUCGCGGGCUCUGCAUUGCGCUGAAAUGGGGAGGCAUUCGUGCUGCUACAAGCAGAAGCUGAGGAAGGGGCUCUGGUCCCCUGAGGAGGAUGAGAAGCUCAUGAACCACAUAACCAAGCAUGGCCAUGGCUGCUGGAGCUCUGUCCCUAAACUUGCAGGGCUCCAAAGGUGUGGCAAGAGCUGCAGGUUGAGGUGGAUAAACUACCUGAGGCCAGACCUUAAGAGAGGUGCCUUCGCUCAGGAUGAGGAAGACCUCAUCGUUGAACUCCAUGCUGUGCUCGGGAACAGGUGGUCUCAAAUUGCAGCACAGAUGCCUGGGAGGACUGACAAUGAGAUUAAGAACCUCUGGAACUCGUCCCUCAAGAAGAAGCUGCGGCAGAAGGGCAUUGACCCCAACACCCACAAGCCCCUCACCGAGGCUGAUCGCAGUGGAGCAGCUCCCACCAUCAGCAACGAGAGGACCUCUGGUUCCAGUGACGUCAACCCGUCAAGCACUGGUGCUCUAGGGAACUUCGGUCACCUCCUCAGCGAGACAGCCCAAUCGUCAAUGCUGCUGCCGGUGUAUGACAAGAAGCGCCCUGAAACUCCAAGCUUGGCACGACCUAAGGUGCCAGCAAAGGAGUUGUUCCUGGAGCAGCUUACUGCUGGUCAUGAGAGCCCAUCAAGCUGCCGUUCAUCAGGUCCAACGCUGUAUUUUCCUUUCCAGCAGCAAUUAGGCUACAGCAACGAGUGUGGCAGUGGAGAUGGUGCAAAUAUGAACUCACUCUGGUUUAACCAGAAUGAUUUCAACUGCAGCACAAUCUCCACUGUGAUGCCAACAGUUUCACCAUCAGCCCUCUCGACUCCGAUGGGACUGAACCUCCCACCAGACAAUCACCGCCAUGGGGGCACUGGCAUCGGCAGUGCCCCUUUCUACUGGGAUGGUGUUAAUCCUAGCAGCAGCGGUAGCACCGGGAGCAGCGGAAGCAACAGCAUGGGGUUCGAGCCACAGAGCACGAACUCAAUUCUGGAGAACAGUGUAUUCCCAUGGACAGAUAUCGGAGUUGGGCAAGAAAAAGAUACCAGAGUUCAGUUAGUGGAGGAACUCAAGUGGCCUGACUUGCUUCAUGGAACCUUUGCAGAGGCAACCACAGCGAUGCAGAACCAGAGCCAGUCACUAUACGAUGAUGUGAUCAAAGCAGAGAGCCAGUUCAACAUGGAGGGGAUAUGUGCUUCUUGGUUCCAGAAUCAGCAGCCGCAGCAACAGCUGCAAGCAGCAUCAGACAUGUAUGAUAAAGACUUACAAAGAAUGCCCUUGUCUUUUGAGCAUAUCUAGGUACUAUGUUCUGCCAUACAUGGAGCAGAGCAGAUCAGCAGAAGCUGAGACUUGUCUCACGAAUUCGUGAGCAGGCUAUGCUGAGGUGCUUGCAUAGAUAGAUAUGCGAGGUUGAUACAGUAAUCAACCUCCACAACCUUCCUCGGCUAAAGAUCAUGCAGUGCCACGGAAAAGAUAACUCUGUCAUCAGGAGUGGCAUCAAAUUGCACAGAAAAGUACAUUCUGGAGUCUCCCUUUCUUUCCUCUUCAAAAUUGUUGUUUUCUUCUGUACACGACAGCUCAACUUUUGGAUACUUGAGUUUUUGUUCACUCUCUGUUUAUCAAAUAAAUAGACAGGAAUGGGAAAAACUGCAUGUGUCGGUAGCUAUCACAAACCAUACAAGUAGUAGCCCCAAACUUUUCAACAGCUGCCAUGCACGUAGAUUCGAAUUAAAUAUUGCAACUUGUAUUUUUAUAUCUUUUGAGAAGUUGCCGACAAACUGCAGUUGUAUAUUUGUAAAGGCAGAAAAUUGGAAUAUAUUGACCACGAGCAAUUUUUCUCUGGCUU
Molecule: messenger RNA, 2131 nt
Organism: Hordeum vulgare subsp. vulgare (domesticated barley)
Lineage: Eukaryota; Viridiplantae; Streptophyta; Magnoliopsida; Poales; Poaceae
Product: transcription factor MYB61
Exons: 3
Coding region: 295-1584 (429 amino acids)
Biological process (GO): regulation of stomatal movement
Source: RefSeq, a predicted model, not a curated record